UUCUGUCAAAUUUUAGCACCAUUUUUGGCCCACUAAUCAAAAUGUUUGAGUUAUGUGGAUCUGAUUAGUGUUAUUUGAACCACCUGUUGCUGCUGCUAUAAGGAAGUUCACUUGGAACCUGCAGCAACAGACUGAACUCUGGGCUUCUUCAUCAUGUCAGCGGUUAAAUCCCGAGUGUCUCUCCGGACUCUGGUUCUGACCCCGGAGCGCAUCCCGACCUUCAUCAACCCUCUCCGCAGUCCGCUCCUUGCGUACUCGCGCCUCCGCCUCGGCUCUCCGGACCGGACCCGGCUGCUGUCGGACUGCGAUGACGGCGGAUCAUCAGGAGGAAGCCAGCCCAACACCCCCACGAACCCCGGGGCGUCUCAGGGACUCACUCUGCGUUUGCCUUCGCCUUUUCCGGCGCUCGGACGCGCGCGGAGCGCCUCUCCAGACCACGUGGAUCCCAUAACCCGCGCGGCCAUGUCGCUGACCCACAUCCCUAAGGUGACCACGCCUUACGGAUUCACCGGGGUGCUGGUCAAGAGUCCGUGCACCAACCGGCGGGAGUCCCUGUUCCAUCGCCACAAACCGGUGACGGUGACGGUCACGGAGGAGGACGCGCGGGCUCCAGCGACGCCGCGUCCGGCUACACCUGGAAGGUCUGCGGGACCCCUGAAGGCGCUCGGGCUGCAGGUGAUGAACGAGCUGAAGAAACCUGCAGCCAGUCUGAAGGCUUGGAGUUCAUGUCCACGGAAACCUGCGGGUCCUCAAUGAGGCUCUGCAGGACGAAAAUUGAUUUUUAUUUUAGAUGUAUAAUUUUAUUAAACUAAUUAAUUUUUUAAAUUGUUUGGCCAUAGUUCAUUUCCAAUAAAUUUUGACUCAAAUGGGGUAUCAGAAAA
This is a messenger RNA of Oryzias melastigma (Indian medaka), 881 nucleotides long. Its product is annotated as C2 calcium-dependent domain-containing protein 4A. The transcript has 2 exons. Bases 154 to 756 code for a protein of 200 amino acids. The record is from RefSeq and is a predicted model, not a curated record. NCBI's taxonomy places the organism in Eukaryota, Metazoa, Chordata, Actinopteri, Beloniformes, Adrianichthyidae.